Messenger RNA from Halteromyces radiatus, 1622 nucleotides. RefSeq names its product major facilitator superfamily domain-containing protein. The transcript is spliced from 2 exons. The record is from RefSeq and is a predicted model, not a curated record. Lineage: Eukaryota; Fungi; Mucoromycota; Mucoromycetes; Mucorales; Cunninghamellaceae. Gene Ontology annotation, molecular function: transmembrane transporter activity. Gene Ontology annotation, biological process: transmembrane transport. The coding region runs from base 19 to 1584 and encodes 521 amino acids.
CCCUUUUUCUCUAUCGAUAUGUCUUUGGAAGUAAAGGAUGAUGAUAUACUGAAGAAAUCAGAAGAAUCAGUGAGACAAGAAGAACCAACAUUAGAACCUCAUCAUGAUGAUGAUAAUGGUGAUGAUCAUCCACAUAGUACUGAAGCCCUCUUGGCAAAUGCUUCAUGGCAAUAUAAAGGUAUUGCUCUUUUUACUACCCUGAUGUUAUCUAUUGGAGCUCAUUUUUCCAGUAUGUCAAUGAGUGCAAUGAAGUCAACCAUGAAAACGCAUUUAAAUAUUGAUAAUACAAGAUAUGGAGUGGUAUCAUCAUCAGUGACGAUUGCCAGUACGGUACUACCUAUGUUGGGCGGGAUGAUGGCAGAUCAUUUUGAUGGCAUAUGGGGCACGUUAGGAGUGAGUAUGAUGACAGUGAUGGGUAGUCUGUUGACGACAUUAGCGGCUCAAUCAGAUACUUAUGCUCUGAUGGUGGUGGGACGUCUUGUUUUCGGUAUAGGCUCAGGUUUGAUUGUCAUCAUGCAACAAUCCAUCCUAUCGAAAUGGUUUCGCACGCAUCAUUUAUCUGUAGCUAUUGGAUGGCAGUUAUCCAUGAGCCAUAUGGCUAGUUUUCUUGGUCAAGUGGUAUCUAAUCCCUUAGCUGAUGCUACAGGAAGUUGGGUAUCUCCCUUUUGGUUAUCCUUUGGACUUUGUGUAUUUUCCAUUGUGACGAACAUCAUCUAUGCUGGUACCUUACUUCAUCUUCAACCAAAAACAAAAAAAGAAAAAGAAAAAAAAAAGAGAUCUAUAAAUGGUAUUCUUCAUUUCCCUUUCAUCUUUUGGUUGAUCAUCAGUAUUGAAUUCAUCUAUGCAGGCUUAUGGUCCGCUUUCCAAACCGUAACCACCGAAUUGGUCAUGAUGCGAUUGGCAACCUCCCAGACCUUGGCCGGCUAUCAAGCCAGUUUGAGCCAAGUCAUCCCCUUUGUCCUUUCACCGAUCUUGGGCCUGAUCAUCGACAUAUGGGGUGUACGGAUCUCGAUCCUAGGUCUAUCGGGUAUCUGUUAUCUCCUUUCCUGUUACCUUCUUGGUUGGAGGACGGAUGUCCAUCCUACAGUCGGCUUGGUUUUUUUCUCCCUGUCUUUGGCAUGUGGUCCAUUGACCAUGAUCACAUCCAUCGCCAUGCUUCUUCCUGCUGCCUACAUUGGCACCGGCUUGGGCAUAUACAAAUCAAUCAAUAGCACCGGCACUUCCAUCUUGGAUAUCUUGGUCGGUGUCGUGCAGGAUCAUACCCCUGGUCAUACCUAUGCACAAGUCAUGCUACUAUUCAUCCUCCUGGCUGCCUUUGGCUUUGCUUUGAUCAUCCUGUUAUGGGCACUGCAACGUUGGAAUUAUCAUCAUCUCCUCGAGUGUAAAAAAUCCAUUCGUAUGCUCAAGAUGAAGGAAGCCAGUGCUACAGAACAAGCAUUGGUGCGUCAAGGCAUUCUUCCUUAUGAUGGUACUCCAGUGGCUAAACUACACUACAUUUAUCUUUCUCUCUUCUUCAUUUCAAUCUUGGUUGCCUGGAUCUUAUUCUUUGUGUAUUCUGUCUCUGGUCAUCAACCUUCUUUUUAACAUAUAUAUAGACGAGAGAUCAUAGUAAUGAAUUUACA